AGCAUUCUGUCCCUCCUGGAGAGGGUCAUGUUGGGAGGUAUGCUAAUGCAAGGCCAUUAGACUGCACAUAUGCUAGUACGGGCUGAUGAACAAUCGCUUAAAAAAAAUAAUUGUGUAUCUAUAGCCUAUAGACUACAAUGGGCUGACACCAUCUAGCUUCUGGGGCCAUUAUCACAGUCCCCAUAGGACUAAGGGACUGGUUUUGCAAACAGUGGUGCCUAUUCGUGUAUAGCAUGAAGUGGCUACCAGUAAUUACCACUGUAUGUCACAUCAUAUUGAUGCAACAUUUAGUAGUUCAAAGGUGGACUUCACAAAUGCCUAUCUGGCGAAGCGGUCCGAAAACCAGGCCCCUCGAUCCUGUGCAGAACUGCAGGACUCUGUACCGUUGUCUACAUUGAUUCUUGGUGACAAAUCUGACACAACUUCAAGUUCUUUUGCACAGAGACUAGCCAUGAAAACUAAAAAACAAGUGUUUGUUAGCGUGAACAUCCCAAGCAAUGACAGCCAGCUAAUGCUACUGAUAGAGAAGAGAAUCAAGGAGGAGAUGGAAUCCUUUCCUGACAGAUUUUAAAUAGACCUGUCUCUGAUCUCUGAGGACAAGUAAGGCUGCUUGGGCAGGCCUACAGCAGUCACGUUCAGACAUGGUGGCUGGAAACAAGAAAUUAGUAGCACACAGGACAUUAUACUCCAAUGGAGUGCUGGCAUAUAAAGUAUGUGGAAGGUGAUUAAGACCCAACUUCAUACCAUUUGCCUCUAUUACCAGGUUCCAGGGUAAUUGAGAGUUUCUUUUUUUUUGUACUUUAUGCAAAGAACUAAUGCAAUUAAAUGUAUGGACUUCC
Pseudophryne corroboree (corroboree frog) is the source of this 839-nucleotide messenger RNA. RefSeq names its product proteasome assembly chaperone 4 (gene PSMG4). The transcript is spliced from 3 exons. The record is from RefSeq and is a predicted model, not a curated record. NCBI's taxonomy places the organism in Eukaryota, Metazoa, Chordata, Amphibia, Anura, Myobatrachidae. Gene Ontology annotation, biological process: proteasome assembly. Bases 263 to 571 code for a protein of 102 amino acids.